Molecule: messenger RNA, 339 nt
Organism: Oncorhynchus tshawytscha (Chinook salmon)
Lineage: Eukaryota; Metazoa; Chordata; Actinopteri; Salmoniformes; Salmonidae
Gene: rpl36a
Product: ribosomal protein L36A
Biological process (GO): translation
Cellular component (GO): ribosome; cytosolic large ribosomal subunit
Molecular function (GO): structural constituent of ribosome
Source: RefSeq, a predicted model, not a curated record
AUGGCACAAUUUUCACGCCACUAUACCGAAGUAAACGUACCGAAGACCCGCAGGACUUACUGCAAGAAAUUAAAAAAACAUAAAACUCACGAAGUUACCCAGUACAAGGAUUCUCUGUGUGCACAGGGCAAAAGGAGAUACAACCGAAAACAAUCUGGUUGUGGUGGCCAGACAAAGCCUAUUUUCAGGAAGAAGGGUAAAACUACAAAGAAGAUUGUGUUGAGGCUGGAGUGUGUGGAGCCCAACUGUCGGCAAAAGAGAAUGGUGCCCAUCAAGUGAUGCAAACACUUUGAACUGGGAGGAGACAAGAAGAGGAAGGGCCAGGUCAUCCAGUUUUAA